Molecule: messenger RNA, 1144 nt
Organism: Ochlerotatus camptorhynchus
Lineage: Eukaryota; Metazoa; Arthropoda; Insecta; Diptera; Culicidae
Product: ribosome-binding protein 1-like
Exons: 1
Source: RefSeq, a predicted model, not a curated record
AUGGUGAAACAUCAGGUCAAGCCCCACGAGAUCGCAAGCGUGCAGCUGUACUGCUCAUCGAAGUACGGAAAAGACUGGAUGCAUAAUCCGGAUGUGCUUCUGGAUGACGAUGCGUACGACGCUGCCGGAAUGUCGACCAGGGAAGAUGUUCUUAGACGCAAUAAGAAGCGUCUAAGCAGCCUGAUGAGAACAUUCGUCAGGAGAGCAGGGAAUACCCUGAAUGCCAAGAAGGGCCAUCAGGGUGAAGAAGAUCGAAAGGGCUGCGAGGAAGCCCAGCAAGGUGAUGCGAAGGACCAACAGGACGAGGAUGCCGAAGAGGCCCAGCAGGCCAUGAAAGGUGACGAGGCCCAAAAGGGCGAUAACGAGGCCAGGAAGGGCCAAGCGGAGGCCAGGAAGGGCCAAGCGGAGGCCAGGAAGGGCCAAGCGGAGGCUAGGAAGGGCCAAGCGGAGGCCAUGAAGGGUGACGAGGCCCAAAAGGGCGAUAACGAGGCCAGGAAGGGCCAAACGGAGGCCAGGAAGGGCCAAGCGGAGGCCAGGAAGGGCCAAGCGGAGGCUAGGAAGGGCCAAGCGGAGGCCAGGAAGGGCCAAGCGGAGGCCAGGAAUGGUGACGAGGCCCAAAAGGGCGAUAAGGAGGCCAUGAAGGGCCAAACGGAGGCUAUGAAGGGCCGUGCGGGGGACCCGGACAGGGAGAAGGGUAACGACGAGACCCAGCAGGAUGUCGGAGAGGCCCAGCAGGCCAGAAAGAGCCACGUGGAGGCCAUGAAGGGCCUUGUGGAAGGCAGGAAGUGCCGUGCGGAGGCUAGGAAGGGCCGCACGGUAGCUAGGAAGGGAAAUGACGUGGAGCAACAGAGUGGCGAGGGGGCCCACCACGUCGAGGAUACCCACCAGGUCAACGUGGAGACAAUGAAGCGCCACACGGAGGCCUGUAAGGGCAACGGCGAGGUGCAACAGAGUGGCGAGACCCAGCAGGGUGUCGAAGAGGCCCAGCAGACCAUGAAUGAGGGCGGCGAGGAUGAGGUGCGGCAGAGUGGCGAGGGGCUUCACCAGGGCAGGGAGACCGAAAAGGUGAAGAAGGGCAACGAUGAGACCCAGCAAGGUGCCGAAGAGGUCCAGCAGGGUGGCGAGGAAGAGGUUCUGCAGAGCG